AUUUUAAAAUUGCCAGUCUUAUCGCCAUGGAAGUUUUUACACAACUAUCGAUAGCGCUGUAAGCCGUUUACCAUCUCUAUCGGACGAGUUGUUUAUUAUUAUUUCGGCAAAACAAAAAAUUGUGCGAUAUGCCUAGUAAACUAGAUAGUUUAUAUCGCCGCAUGCUGAUAACGAGGUUCUUCGAAAAGGGAUGGGGAAAGCCGGAGAACUUAAGAAGAGUAUUUCAGUUCCGAAAAAUAAUAUCCAAUAGGGAAUCAUGUUACAAGCUUGUACCUCGCGAUUAUCCAGUGGAGAUCACGAAAAAAGAAAUUUCUGCAGAAAGUACACUGAUAGAAGGCCAAUUUAAAACGCCCCUUGAGUUACAUAUACCCGGAGUUGUUCCAAAAGAGUCCCAACAGGCGCAUUUUCAAUUGUUGAUUCCUAACAAGUGGAAAAAUGAAAAGCACAAGCCAGUAUGCAUUCAUUUGGCUGGAACUGGUGAUCAUUUCUUUUGGCGAAGACGAAAUUUCAUAGCGAAACCCCUUCUGAAGGACGCCAACAUAGGAUCCAUAAUACUUGAAAACCCAUUUUAUGGUUUAAGGAAACCAAAUAACCAAACACGAUCCAACCUGCAUAAUGUGUCUGAUAUAUUUGUAAUGGGCGGGUGUCUCAUCCUGGAAUGCCUUGUCCUCUUUCAUUGGUGUGAAAGGAAUGGAUUUGGACCAUUAGGAGUUACUGGAUUGUCAAUGGGAGGUCAUAUGGCUUCACUAGCUGCUACAAAUUGGCCAAAACCUUUAGUUCUAGUGCCCUGCCUAUCCUGGUCCACCGCCUCUGCUGUUUUUACAACUGGUGUUAUGAGCCAAUCCAUUAACUGGGAUAUGCUGGAAACGCAAUACUUUUCUGAUGGACAGUAUAGAGAAAGGCUAUCGAAAAUGGUCACUGUGAUAGACGAUGCGUUUUCAGCGGGCCAAAGUUUUAUUCAAAACUUCAAUCAAUCUUUGCACGAGCUAAAGGAAGACAUAAGUGAUACGAGAAAGAUCCAACAAGAUGAAAAUAGCAAUACCUGUGGUAAUAAGUAUGAGAUGCAGGGCAACGGGUGUAAAGAAAAUAGCUCAAUAUUCUUGCCCAAGUCAUUGAAGAACACAAAACUUGACUCUGAGAAACUGACCAUAGAUAUUAAAGACACCCUUAAUAAAAAUGUGGCAAUCGAUGCAGUUGAACCGGCAAAGGAAUCGAGCUCAGCGUUGACGAAUCUUAUGAAAUUCAUUCUUCCCCUGUCUGCGCAAAACAAAUCCGAUAAAAUAGAUAUAACCAAAACGAAUUGGUGGGAACGGGAAGCUUUGCAGUUUAUGCGCGGUAUGAUGGAUGAGUGCACCCAUCUGAAGAACUUCUCGGUUCCCUUCGACACCUCUUUGAUCAUUGCGGUGUGCGCGAAAGACGAUGCCUAUGUUCCGCGGGAAGGAUGUUCCAGCCUCGAAGAUAUAUGGCCUGGAGCAGAAGUACGAUAUUUGGAUGCUGGUCAUGUAAGCGCCUACGUUCUGCAUCAAAAACUAUUUAGAUCCUGCAUUAUAGAAGCUUUUGAAAGGGCCAAGAAGAUCUACGAAAAUGAGAUUAGCGAAGGCCUAAAAUGUGAUAUCACCUAUAAGCAGUUGCUAAAACAAUAUGACAAAAAUAUUCAGUAGUAAUAGGUUAAAAAAUUAAACAUAAUAAAGAAUAUGUUGCCA
Molecule: messenger RNA, 1703 nt
Organism: Drosophila eugracilis
Lineage: Eukaryota; Metazoa; Arthropoda; Insecta; Diptera; Drosophilidae
Product: protein ABHD18
Exons: 7
Coding region: 129-1661 (510 amino acids)
Source: RefSeq, a predicted model, not a curated record